AUGACCAGCCUUUGGAGCGAUUCAGACACUGCCGUGGUCUUCUGGGCACGUUCAAUGGGCUGCUUCUUCUGCCAGGAGUUGGCGCGGGAGCUCAGAGCGGAUGUGCUGCCAAAGCUGGGAGCAAAGGGUAUCAAAGCAUUCUUGGUCACGAUCGGGACUGCAGAGAGGGGUUUGGAGUUUGCCGAGCUGACUGGAUACCCAUCAGACAGCCUGUUGGCUGACCCAGACAAUGUGACAUAUAAUGCUUUGCAGCUGAAGAAGGGAGUCGUGGAUACAUUCUUCAACAUUGAGACACCGCUGGCGAUCAAAGACAGGAUAGUGAAGGACGGGGCGGCUGGGCUGCGGCAGGCAAUAAGCAGUUGGAAGCCCUGGAUCCCCCCGGGGCAGGGUCAGUCGCGCCAGCAGGGGGGAUGCUACAUCUUCCGGGGGAAGGAAUGCGUUUUCGAGCACAAGGACAAGGCCACCGGCGCGCAUGUUGACCUGGACAAAGUGGUGCAGAUCGCGACUGGCCUGGCCUGA
Coccomyxa subellipsoidea C-169 is the source of this 519-nucleotide messenger RNA. RefSeq lists its product as hypothetical. NCBI's taxonomy places the organism in Eukaryota, Viridiplantae, Chlorophyta, Trebouxiophyceae, Coccomyxaceae. Gene Ontology annotation, molecular function: antioxidant activity. The record is from RefSeq and is a predicted model, not a curated record. The transcript is spliced from 4 exons. The coding region runs from base 1 to 519 and encodes 172 amino acids.